This is a messenger RNA of Wyeomyia smithii (pitcher-plant mosquito), 773 nucleotides long. RefSeq lists its product as uncharacterized. The record is from RefSeq and is a predicted model, not a curated record. Bases 57 to 773 code for a protein of 238 amino acids. The transcript is spliced from 2 exons. NCBI's taxonomy places the organism in Eukaryota, Metazoa, Arthropoda, Insecta, Diptera, Culicidae.
GCACCGUAAAGUCGUCCACAUGGAUACUGAAAAAAUUGAUUCACCUUUCAGCAGUCAUGUCUUGGGCUUACAAAAUGCUUAAAUGGGUCGUAACUCGUGGCCCGUCCGGAGCGGCUGCUAGAGUCCCACCCGUUGUUACACCGCAUGAAUGUUACUGCAAUAAAGAAAACCACUGCAACGAGUUCAUAGAGAUCGACAACAACAACUCAUUUGCAUUCAACGAAUUGGGUAACUAUUACAGCCCAAGAAAAUGUAGUCUCUCAUCUGGACCGAUGAAGCGCAGCGCUUCGACGGAUUGCUUUUGCUCAAGAGAACCGAUCCAAUCAUGCACCGAGGCAAAACGACAAAGCCUCGCAUCAGACAGACAUUACGGAACUCCGUUGACAUCCAGAAGCACACCCACUGAACGUGUCCGGAAGCUACGAACGCGUCGAGAACGGAACAGAACUCUAGGCAAACGCUUACCUGCCACAUCUUCACUUAGUCCACUUCGUCUGGAAUCCUCGAGCGCACUUCAUUGUAGUGUCGAAGCAGAACUACUUCAAGACAUUCUCAAUGAAAAUCAAACGUUUAAUGAACGAGAAAUUAAAAGUCCAGACGAACCGAGACCUAUUCACUCCGGGAGGUUGUACCGGCAGCGAGUGGUCCGUCGCAAGCAUUCAAAAGCACAACCAUCACGCAGAGUGCAUUCGCUACAGCUAAACCCGAAUGACAGUGCCAGCAUUUUCGACUGCUUUGUGUUUCGAGAACUAGCCGAACAAAUGUCGGCAUGA